AUGUCUCAGUUGCGCAUCUUCUUCCCCUUCUUCCUCCUCGCCUUCAUUCCCUCCUCCACCGGUCUCACAAACACCGUCAGUUUCCCUUCCUUUUCUGAUGAUGACUCGCGCUUAAAACGUUUCAGCGACACCAAAAUCACAAACGAAGGCGCCCUUGAGCUCACCUCCUCAACGAACCAGAGUGGUGCGGCCAUCUAUACCGAACAAAUCACUCUUUAUGAUUCUGGCACCGGAUUUGAGGCGGACUUCACCUCCAAUUUCAGCUUCCAAAUCCUCCCCUUGACCAGCACCUGCACGGGCGACGGCUUUGCCUUCUUCAUUGCCCGUCCCAACUGGACUCUCGAAAGAGAUAAUAAUGGUAGAGGUCUCGGCGUCUUCAACAAAAGCUUGGACUUUGUCAACAGCCAAAUCAUCGCUGUAGAGUUCGACACCUACAAGAACUACUUCGAUCCGAGCGCAAAUCAUAUGGGCAUCGAUGUCAACUCCUUGAACUCCAGCGUGACCUCAAAUUGGACGCUGGACAGGACGCAAUCUUUGAACGGAACUGCCGUCGUCAGGUAUAACUCGAGAAUAGGGAACCUCAGCCCGCAUUUGAGUUACCGGAACAACACGUUGGAUAUAUCUCAUGGCAUCAACCUCACCGCUGUUCUCCCGGAGAAAGUGGUCAUGGGCUUCUCAGCAGCAAGUGGAUCUUGCGGGGAAGCCCAUCUGAUACUGAAUUGGAAUUUAUCAGCUACCGCCCCCGCCCAGACGCCAACUCCCGCCCCCAGCCGAACGCCAAAUGGUAGCCCCAUCUUCACACCGAGCCCAACGGGCACGCAACAUAAGACGGUCAUCAUUCUGGUGGCUUGUUUGGUUCCUCUACUUGUCAUUAUUGUGGUCAUAGUUCUAUUUGUUACAAGAAUAAGAAAACAGAAAAGAGCAAAGUUAAAGGAGGAGCAAGGAGAGGAGGAGGAAGAGGAAGACCAAGAAGGUUUUGUGGAUAUAACAUUGAAUUUCGAGACAGGGCCGAGGAGAUUCAGAUAUCGAGAGCUAGCUGCGGCUACCAAUGACUUCAGUGAAGAGGAGAAGCUUGGGCAAGGUGGUUUUGGUGGCGUCUACCGUGGUACGUUGAAGGAUACCAAUGAAGUGGUGGCUGUGAAACGGUUUUCUAAAGGGUCGAGCCAGGGGAAGAAAGAGUAUAUGGCGGAGGUGAGCGUGAUCAGCCGGUUGCGCCACCGUAACCUCGUGAGGUUGAUUGGGUGGUGCCACGAGCGAGGAGAGUUCUUGCUUGUCUAUGAAUAUUUGGAGGGGCGGAGUCUGGAUUCACACCUCUUUAGCAAGAAAGAUUGCGCAGUCCUGCCCUGGACUCAACGGAGGAAGGUGGUGCUCGGCUUGGCAUCUGCAGUGUUGUACCUGCACGAGGAGUGGGAGCAGUGCGUGGUUCACCGUGAUAUCAAGUUGAGUAAUGUCAUGGUCGACUCUGAGUUCAAUGCUCGUCUAGGUGACUUCGGGCUGGCAAGGCUGACGAAUCAUGGAUUCGGCACGAGGACGACGAUGGUAGCAGGAACGAUGGGUUACUUGGCACCCGAAUGCGUGUUCACAGGCAAGUACAACACAGAGAGUGAUGUGUACAGCUUUGGAGUGGUAUUACUUGAAAUCACGACCGGUGGAAGAGCCAUUCGACCAAUCGGAGAGAAAGAAGCACGUCUGGUGGAGUGGAUUUGGGAGUUUUACGGGCUCAGUUCUCUCACGGCGGCGGUCGAUGAAAGGUUGGGAUCUGAAUUCGAUCAACAGGAGAUGGAAAGGAUGAUGGUGGUGGGUCUGUGGUGUGUGCACCCUGAUCCUGAGAGGAGGCCGUCGAUGAGGGAGGCGAUUAGAGUGCUGAGUUUCCAGGCCGAGAUGCCAAGUCUCCCACAAAGGAUGCCGGUGCCAUUCUACGCGCCCCCUCCUAUGAACGAGUUCGGUUCUUUGUUCACGAGCAGCAGCAGCGGAACGACGGCAACAUCGACGACGAUUUCAUCGAUGGAGUCAGCAGAGGCGGCCCUGUUGCGGUCACAAGGGUAGAUGUCUCGGUCCAGUCGCCAAGUAAAAUAGAUGCAUGACAGAUCUGCUCCACCAAGUGUGAAAAUGUACUUUUCUUACAACUGUAAAAGUUAACCAUGCCUUUUUACUAGAGCUUGUUGGAAA
Nymphaea colorata (pocket water lily) is the source of this 2169-nucleotide messenger RNA. Its product is annotated as L-type lectin-domain containing receptor kinase IX.1-like. Lineage: Eukaryota; Viridiplantae; Streptophyta; Magnoliopsida; Nymphaeales; Nymphaeaceae. Gene Ontology annotation, biological process: protein phosphorylation. The transcript has a single exon. The record is from RefSeq and is a predicted model, not a curated record. Gene Ontology annotation, cellular component: plasma membrane. Gene Ontology annotation, molecular function: ATP binding; carbohydrate binding; protein kinase activity. Bases 1 to 2046 code for a protein of 681 amino acids.